AGCUUGACGCCGGUGUUUCCCUCUGAGGUGUGACAGCCGGACCUGCUGUCAGGCUCUUUCCUCUGCGCUCAGCCAAGCAUCCUGAGCUCUCUGCUGCUGGUGCUGCUCACUGGGACUUUUAAACCCACAAUCUGGCAACACAGAGCUCAGCUGGACCACUUAUCCAUCCCUGAAAAAGAGUCUGGAUUCCAGAGGUUUGGUUCUGCAACAGGUGGAAUAUGAUCCGGCGGACGGUGCUGUUGUCUUUAUGUCUGAGCAUCAUCUCAGCAACAUUUGAUUACAUUUAUGAGGAGCACGCCUUGAUGGACCCUGAGGAGGUGCUGAGCGUCAGCGUUCCUCUGGAGGGGCCGCAGCGUCCUCUGCUUGGGGGGAUGCUGGUCCUACCAUGCUACUUUGAGGACCACACCGUUCCAGAUCCCGGGGCUCCCACCAUCACCCCGCUGUCUCACCGUAUCAAAUGGAGCCUCGUAACCAAGGAAAAGGUCACGACUAUCCUGGUGGCCAUGGAUGGACAGGUGCACAUCGCUGAGAGCUACCUGGACAGAGUUCAUCUGCUGAGCUAUCCCGAAACCCCAACAGACGCCAGCAUCAAGAUAUCCGAGCUGCGCUCCAGUGACACAGGAGCGUAUCGCUGCGAAGUUCAGCACGGCAUCGAGGACAACCAUGACAUCGUGCAUGUCCAAGUUCAAGGUGUCGUGUUUCACUAUCGACCCAUCAUGGGUCGCUACACUUUGACGUUUGAAAAGGCGAAGGCAGCCUGCACUCAGAACAGCGCUGUCAUGGCAUCACCCGAACAGCUCCAAGCUGCCUACGAUGAUGGUUUCCACCAGUGUGAUGCUGGUUGGCUGUCCGAUGAAACAGUCAGGUAUCCAAUCCACGAUCCUCGUGUGAACUGCUAUGGUGACAAAGAAGAGCUGCCAGGUGUCAGGACUUACGGAGUGAGAGACCUCAAUGAGACAUAUGAUGUGUACUGCUUUGCCGAGAAGAUGACAGGUAGAGUUUUCUACACUGCUGUUGCAGAGAAGUUCACCUUCUCCGAGGCUGCGUUGGCAUGUUUUAACCAGGGAGCUCAGCUGGCCACCACAGGCCAGCUAUACUUGGCCUGGCUGGGAGGGAUGGACGUCUGUAACGCCGGCUGGCUGGGCGACAGGAGCGUCCGUUAUCCUAUCAACGUUCGUCGCCAGCAGUGUGGAGGGGGUCUGCUGGGGGUGCGGACUGUUCAUCUCCACACAAACCAGACAGGAUACCCACUUCCUGAGUCCCGAUAUGAUGCCUUCUGCUACACUGACUCCUCUGAUGAAGGAGGUUCAGGCACAGAUGAGGAAAGUGGCGUGCUGGUCGUCACCACAGUGACGCGGGCCCCAGACGUGUUCUUCAGCAGGAAGACCACAGAGAGCGAGGCAAUUGGAGAGGUGGAGACUCAGCGGCCCACUGAGCUGACGUUCACCUACACGGAGAGCCCCACAGAGCAGCCCCAGCCUCCUAACGUCACUGAGAUCAUCAUCACUGACCAGAUAGAGGCAGUCACUGCCCGGCCAGGAGUCAGCAGGGAGCCCAGCGAGGGCUUCGUGAUGCCUCCAGAAGGUGUGGUCUUCCACUACCGGUCAAGAGCUGGCCGAUAUGCUUUCACAUUUGUUGAAGCCCAGCUGGCUUGCCAGAGGGUUGGAGGCUCCAUCGCCACACCACAGCAGCUGCAGGCUGCGUACGAGGCUGGAUAUCACCAGUGUGAUGCAGGUUGGCUUCUGGACCAGACUGUAAGAUAUCCCAUCGUUUUCCCUCGAGAGAAGUGUUCUGGAGAUCUGAGAGAUGAGCCUGGAGUUCGGUCUUACGGAUUGAGUCCGGCAGAUGAGCGAUAUGAUGUUUACUGCUACACCGAAGGACUCAAAGGAGAGGUUUUCCAUGUAAGAUCUGCAGAGGGUUUCACUUACGAAGAGGCGCUUUCGAGCUGUCAAGAGCACAACGCUACGUUGGCCUCCACUGGAGAGCUUUAUGCAGCCUGGAAAACUGGUUUUGACAAAUGUCGUGCAGGCUGGCUACUGGAUCGUAGUGUCCGUUAUCCCAUCAUCAACCCCCGUGCUGGGUGUGGGGGAGGGAAAUCAGGAGUCCACACCAUGUACGCUCACCCAAACCAGACGGGCUACCCUGAACUUGAUGCCAGAUUUGAUGCAUACUGUUUCAGAGCGGACAUUCAGCUCAUUGCAAAUGAAACUGGACUCAACAUCACAGAUAUCCAGGAGGCUCUAAUAAACUUGACAUCGGUUACUGAUCUGUUGAGGCCUGCCAUUCCUCCCAUCGCUCCAAUUCCUGUGGAGAUUUCAGGCUCUGGUUCAGGCUCAGCAGAUUAUGGUUCAGGAGACCUGUCUGGAUCUGGAGAUCAGGUUACCUCUGGAGAGGGCUCCUCUUCUGGACAACAGUCGGGUUCUGGAGACGUCUCAGGUUCUGGAGAUCAGGUUACCUCUGGAGAGGGCUCCUCUUCUGGACAACUGCCGGGUUCUGGAGACGUCUCAGGUUCUGGAGAUCAGGUUACCUCUGGAGAGGGCUCCUCUUCUGGACAACUGUCUGGUUCUGGAGAUGUCUCAGGUUCUGGAGAUCAGGUUACCUCUGGAGAUGGCUCCUCUUCUGGAGACCUGUCUGGAUCUGGAGAUCACGUUACCUCUGGAGAUGGCUCCUCUUCUGGACAACUGUCGGGUUCUGGAGACGUCUCAGGUUCUGGAGAUCAGGUUACCUCUGGAGAGGUCUCCUCCUCUGGAGACCUGUCUGGUUCUGGUGAUCAGGUUACCUCUGGCGAUGGAAUUUCUUCUGGAGUCCUAUCAGGUUCUGGAGAUUUUUCUGGCAAAACAAGUACUGAGCUUUCACAUGGGGAGUCAGGGUUCAGCACUUCGGGAUCAGGUCUCAGUGGAGAAGGAUCUGGCAUCAGUGUCGUUUUCUCAGGAAUUGACAGUAUUGCGUCAGGAGAAGGCUCAGCUUCAGGUGGACUUCAAGAAGCAGAAGAGGGAAGCACAGAAAUCCUUAUCUUCCCUUCUUCUGGUAUGGGCUCUGGAGAGCUUAGUGGUAGUGGGGAUCAGUCCCUGUCUGGUUCUGGAUCUGGUUUCAUAUCAGGCCAGGACGUUUCUGGUUUCAGUGGUUCCUCUUCAGGAGCUUUCUCUGGAAUUGGAAGUGGACAAUCAGGACAGUUUUCGGGAGAUGGAGACAAUCCGAUCUUACUGAUAGAUGAUAAACUGAUUGAUGCAUCAAUUGCCAAGAAAGAGUACGAGCUUGGAGGAAACCCACCAAUCUACAGUGGUUCAGGAGACUUUUCAGGCCAGGACAUUUCUGGUUCCAGUGGUUCCUCUUCAGGAGCUUUCUCUGGAAUUGGAAGUGGACAAUCAGGACAGUUUUCGGGAGAUGGAGACAAUCAGAUCUUACUGAUAGAUGAUAAACUGAUUGAUGCAUCGAUGGCCCAGAAGGAGUACGAGCUUGGAGGAAACCCACCAAUCUACAGUGGUUCAGGAGAUUAUUCAGGCCAGGACAUUUCUGGUUCCAGUGGUUCCUCUUCAGGAGCUUUCUCUGGAAUUGGAAGUGGACAAUCAGGACAGUUUUCUGGAGAUGGAGACAAUCAGAUCUUACUGAUAGAUGAUAAACUGAUUGAUGCAUCAAAUGCCCAGAGGGAGUACGAGCUUGGAGGAAACCCACCAGUCUAUAGUGGUUCAGGAGACUUUUCAGGCCAAGACAUUUCUGAUUCCAGUGGUUCCUCUUCAGGAGCUUUCUCUGGAAUUGGAAGUGGACAAUCAGGACAGUUUUCGGGAUAUGGUGACAAUCAGAUCUUACUGAUAGAUGAUAAACUGAUUGAUGCAUCAAUUGCCCAGAAGGAGUACGAGCUUGGAGGAAACCCACCGGUCUACAGUGGUUCAGGAGACUUUUCAGGCCAGGACAUUUCUGGUUUCAGUGGUUCCCCUUCAGGAGCUUUCUCUGGAAUUGGAAGUGGACAAUCAGGACAGUUUUCGGGAGAUGGAGACAGUCAGAUCUUACUGGUAGAUGAUAAACUGAUUGAUACAUCGAUGGCCCAGAAGGAGUACGAGCUUGGAGGAAACCCACCGGUCUACAGUGGUUCAGGAGACUUUUCGGGAUCAAGAAUUCUCAGUGGUGACUCAAGUGGUUCAGCCUCUGGAAGUGGCUAUCAAAUCUUCCCUGGUGUGACCUUUGUGGGUUCAGGCUUCACUAGGCUCAGUGUGUCAGCCACCGAAGAGCAUGAAGAGGCCUCUGGGUUUAUAUUCUACAGCUCUGGACAAGAAAGUGGACGACUGUCUGGUUUUGGAAGCUCAAGUUUCUUUUCUGAGUCUGGAUCAGGAAUGGUCGGAUCAGGAUUUCCUGGCUCAGAGUCCUCAGCGAGUGGAGAAGAAGGCAGUGUUACAUUCCUGACUGGCGAUCUAAUGAGAAAGGUACCGACAGACACUUCAGUGUCUCUGGAGCUGGGACAGGGGUCGGUAGAGUACAGUGGAGAAGGAAGUGGCAGCAGCGAUGGCUUUCAUUCUGGUGGAAAAGACACUGAGUCAUCCACUGCCAGCGUCAUCAUUUCAACAUCUUCUUCUGGGGCAUCCUCUGGUGAUCUUGAGGGUCUAAUAAAAAGCAGCGCAGAACCAGAGGCGUCCCUUCAAGAGGUGAAAAUGACAGAGACCCCUGAUGGCAUGUAUUCCACCCCGGGCCCAGAAUUUGGCCCUUCAGGACUUUUGGCUCCUCCUACUGCAGAUAAACCAGCUUUUAGAGAGCCACCAAUCACCAUAGAAGGCUUUAACCCCUGUGAACCCAAUCCUUGUGGUAAUGCAUCGUGCACAGCAGAAGAUGGAGUUGCUGUCUGUUUUGAAGUAGAUGUGUGCCACCCCAACCCUUGUGCCAAUGGAGCCACCUGUGUGGAGGGUGCAGACUCUUUCAAAUGCUUAUGCCUGCCCAGCUACGGAGGGAAACGCUGUGAGAUCGACGAGCAGCGAUGCGAGGACGGCUGGACCAAGUUUCAGGGUAACUGCUACCUGCACAUUUCUGACCGAAAGGAGUGGCAGGACGCAGAGCAGCACUGCCGGGAGCUGAAAGCACACCUGGUCAGCAUCAUCACGCCGGAGGAGCAGCAAUUUGUCAACUCAAAUUCACAGGACUACCAGUGGAUAGGACUGAAUGACAAGACACUGCAGAAUGACUUUCAGUGGACUGAUGGGACACCGGUGCAAUAUGAGAACUGGAGGCCAAACCAGCCAGAUAACUACUUCGGCUCUGGAGAAGACUGCGUGGUGAUGAUCUGGCAUGAGUACGGCCAGUGGAACGACGUGCCCUGCAACUACCACCUGCCAUUCACCUGCAAAAAAGGCCCAGUGUCAUGUGGGGCGCCGCCAGAGGUGGACAACGCUUACACGUUUGGUAAAAAGAGGCUGGAAUACCCCGUCAACUCCAUCGUUCGUUACCAGUGCAAACCAGGAUUUAGACAGCGCCAUCCACCGGUGGUACGCUGUCAGGCUGACGGACGGUGGGAGGAGCCCCAAGUGGAAUGUACUGAUGUGAAAACCAGAAGGAGAAUAUAUGACAGGAUUCCAGCAACCAGGAGCACAAGAAAAUGAAAACAAAGCAAUUUAGUAUUUAAAAAAUAACAAUUAUUGGCCCCAAAAUGCAUUUGAUAUAUUAGUGAAGCUGAUUUGAGGAGUUAAAUUUCUGGAAUGCCCAUUUCAAGGGUGCUACAUGAUGGUAAUGUGACUUUUCUUUCUUCUUCCCCCUACCCACACUAAUAUAUUUAAAAUAUAUAAUUAUUUUAUUGCAAUGAGUUCAUUUUUAUCUUGUGUCUUGUAACAUAAUUGUUUAGUGAAGUCUUUGCUAGUAUUUUUUGUUUCACAUUUCUCUGUCCAGUUCACUGUAGUCUGUUAUUUAACUGGAAGACUCAGACGGAUGCUGGCGUCUUUUUGACAUCAGGAACCAAAAAUCACGAGCACGCAAACCCAUGUGCCACAGCUUUUUGUCAUUCUGGUAAAGAGGGGAGGAGUUAAAAUGAAAUAAGAAAUAAGUUAACGUGAAUCAUCUAAGCUCCUAUAGUGGUCUCAUAACUUCCUGCCAGUUUCUGCUCUCACCGUCAGGAUGAGGAACUUCGAGCCAUUUCUUCCAGAACCCCACCCCCCCAAAACAAAUAAAAAAAUAUUCACAGUACAGCAAACAGUUUACAUUUGAACAAAUCAUCCAAGUGAAAACGUGUCAUGGAUGUCCUCUGAGUCCAAGUUGGACAAUUGGAUUUGUCUGGACAGAAAUAAUCCCAUCAAAGACAAAUGUGAAACCACCUGACGGCUGCAGAGUCCUGUGUUUAUGGAAUGGUGGUGUAAAUCACUCACAGUUUUAAGUGAUGACGUUACAAUUGAUUGAAUUUAUACAUCUGCACGUCCAGCAUUUGUUUCAGAAACAAGGUUCAAGGAGUAUUUAUUGUCAUUCCAGCACAUGUUAGACAUGACAUAGAACAACAUUUUUUUCCCUUGUCCCAGAGCAAGCCCCAUGAGAAUGGUACAAAAAGAAAAGUAUAUGCAGUAAAUAAAAUAAAAAUGUAAGAAUAUAUAAAUACUAAAAAUAUUAUAAAUAGGAAAAUAUUCAAACAGUAAACACAGCAGGAUGGUAAUGUUAUGAAAACAACCCUUUAUUAUAAUAUAAAAUUAAGAAAAACAUACCCACACAGAUCAGCCUGUUGUUACUGACUGGUUCUCUUCUGAUUCAACAAAUUUUACACAAAUGAGGUUCAUUUCCCGUUUUUAUGAGUCCACCACAGCAUCAGCAACACCCUCCGAUGUUUUACAUUUAGACAACAACAUGCCUAAGAUCUGUCUGUCAUGUUGGCUGGUUUGAAGUAUUUUCUGUGUUUUUGCUGAUCACCCUCCACGAUGCUGCGCCGUGCACAGUGUCUGUGUGGAGCGAGUGUGAUGAGUGCCUUUCAUGUUUGUAACCUCAGAGGAUGGAACUUGCGUUAAAGGAGACAUAUUAACCCCCCAACCCCACCUUUUUUUUGUACCAGAGUUUCUGUACAACAGCUGCUUUUGAAAACAUGACUUAACUUCUUAACUGGACUGACAUUAAAUGUGAAGAGCAACUCUACUCAGGUCUGAGGCCUUUGAUGUCACUAAACCCUGCAAAUCUUAUCAGCUCGUGGUUUCAUGUUCAGAUCUUACCAACCAAACAGCUAAAGGGUUGUCAUGUCUGAAGACAUCCAAAUAUUGGUUUUCUUCGAAAGAAAAUGUUAUCUUGGCUUCCAUAAUAUGUCCCCUUUAAACGUUCAUCUUUGACUGCUUUCAUUUUUGUGCACUUCUGUUAUGUCACUGUUGCUGUAUCUGGGGGCUGUGCCUCUCAAACACGUUUUCACCUGCGGCAAAAUAAACCAGAGACUGAGAACUUA
Cololabis saira (Pacific saury) is the source of this 7384-nucleotide messenger RNA. Its product is annotated as aggrecan core protein-like. The transcript is spliced from 20 exons. The record is from RefSeq and is a predicted model, not a curated record. Lineage: Eukaryota; Metazoa; Chordata; Actinopteri; Beloniformes; Belonidae. Gene Ontology annotation, biological process: cell adhesion. The coding region runs from base 219 to 5582 and encodes 1787 amino acids. Gene Ontology annotation, molecular function: hyaluronic acid binding; calcium ion binding.